CCUGCCAGCUCCCGGCAGCCCGCGCGGUUCCGUACGGCAACAUGGCGGCGACGCUGGUGCAGUACGUGGUGCUCCGCGGGGAUCUGGCGCGGCCUCCCCGCUCGUGGCCGCUCGGUGCCGUGGUGGCUCAGGGCUGCCACGCGGCGCUGGCCGCCGUUCACGGUUACCGGGAGCAUCCCGACACCGGAGCGUACUUGGAGCUGGGCGCCGCCAUGAGAACCGUGGUGCUGGAGGUAGCGGCGCCGCCGCGGGGCAUGACGGGAGCUCCGCGCUGAGGGGAAGCCGGGCGCCAUCUUGGG
Molecule: messenger RNA, 299 nt
Organism: Parus major (Great Tit)
Lineage: Eukaryota; Metazoa; Chordata; Aves; Passeriformes; Paridae
Gene: PTRHD1
Product: peptidyl-tRNA hydrolase domain containing 1
Exons: 1
Coding region: 42-275 (77 amino acids)
Molecular function (GO): peptidyl-tRNA hydrolase activity
Source: RefSeq, a predicted model, not a curated record